Molecule: messenger RNA, 1925 nt
Organism: Harpia harpyja (harpy eagle)
Lineage: Eukaryota; Metazoa; Chordata; Aves; Accipitriformes; Accipitridae
Gene: NPRL3
Product: NPR3 like, GATOR1 complex subunit
Exons: 14
Coding region: 58-1836 (592 amino acids)
Biological process (GO): negative regulation of TORC1 signaling; cellular response to amino acid starvation; TORC1 signaling
Cellular component (GO): GATOR1 complex
Source: RefSeq, a predicted model, not a curated record
CGGCGGCGCCGGGCGGCCUUCCUGCGGCCGGGCCGGGCCGCGCCGCGCCGCGCCGGCAUGGGCGAGAGCACCAGCCCCAUCAGCGUUAUCCUGGUGAGCUCGGGCAGCCGCGGCAACAAGCUGCUCUUCCGCUUCCCGUUCCAGCGCGGCGCCGAGCACCCCGCCGCACAGGCCAAUAAACCAAGGAGUCGAUAUGCUGUAAAUAGUUCUGGUGACACCACAGAAGAUCAAGAUGGGGACUCCAGAGACCAAUGUCCUCUAACUGAUGAGCAAUUGGUUUCGGGGUUUUCAGAUGUCAUCCUGGCAACAAUUUUGGCUACCAAGUCAGAUAUGUGUGGCAAAAAGUUUGAACUGAAGAUUGAUAAUGUUCGCUUUGUUGGCCAUCCCACAUUGCUUCAGCAUGCCCUUGGGCAGGUAUCCAAAACUGAUCCCUCACCAAAGAGAGAGAUGCCCACUAUGAUUCUCUUCAACGUGGUGUUUGCACUAAGGGCCAAUGCAGAUCCAUCUGUGAUAAACUGCUUACACAACCUCUCCCGAAGAAUUGCCAUAGUCUUGCAGCACGAGGAGCGCCGCUGUCAGUACCUGACCAGGGAGGCCAAGCUGAUCUUAGCUAUUCAGGAUGAAGUGUCUGCCAUGUCAGAAACCACAGAAGGGCCACAGUCACCUUUUCAUCAUAUACUACCCAAGUGCAAACUGGCCAGAGAUCUCAAAGAGACAUAUGACAGUCUCUGUACAACAGGGGUGGUCCGUUUACACAUCAACAACUGGCUGGAAGUGAGUUUCUGCCUGCCUCAUAAAAUCCAUUAUGUUGCCACAAACUUCAUACCCCCUGAAGCAAUUGAGAGAAGCCUGAAAUCUAUCAGGCCUUACCAUGCCUUAUUACUUUUAAAUGAUGAGAAGUCAUUGCUUAAUGAGCUCCCAUUGGACUGCUCUCCUGCCCUGGUGAGAGUAAUUAAAACUACCUCUGCUGUGAAGAAUUUGCAGCAACUGGCUCAAGAUGCUGACUUAGCAUUGCUGCAGGUUUUCCAGCUUGCUGCACAUCUCGUUUACUGGGGAAAAGCAAUUAUUAUUUAUCCGCUGUGUGAAAACAAUGUCUACAUGCUUUCUCCAAACGCCAGUGUCUGUCUUUAUUCUCCAUUAGCAGAUGCGUUUUCUUGUCAGUUCCGGGGCCACAACCUGCCGUCGAUGCUUUCCAAGUUCUCCCUCCCAGUGUCACUCUCAGAGUUCAAGAAUCCGCUCGCACCGCCUGUUCAGGAGGUGUUUAAUACCUCAUUUCUUACUCUGCAGACCCAGCUCAUUCAAAUGGUGAUAUGGAUGCUCCAACACCGGCUUCUUAUUCAGCUUCACACUUAUGUCUGUCUGAUGGUGCCACCAAAUGAGGAGGAUUUCCGAACCCAAGAUGAAGACAUGCCCUUUACUGCUAGAGUUGGAGGCCGAAGUUUAAGCACCCCCAAUGCUCUCAGCUUUGGUUCUCCAACUAGUAGUGAUGACAUGACUCUGACAAGCCCUAGCAUGGAUAAUUCCAGUGCUGAGUUGAUACCUGGUGGGGACUCACCCCUAAAUAAAAGGAUGACAGAGAAUCUCCUAGCAAGCUUGUUGGAACAUGAGCGGGAAGCUAUCCUUAAUGUCCCUGCUGCCCAAAAUCCAGAAGAUCUUCGCAUGUUUGCAAGGUUGCUGCACUAUUUCCGAGGCCGACACCAUUUGGAGGAGAUCAUGUACAAUGAGAACAUGCGUCGCUCCCAGCUGCUGAUGCUGUUUGACAAAUUCCGCAGUGUGCUGGUGGUGACCAGCCAUGAGGACCCUGUGAUUUCAGUUUUUCAGUCUCUCUUAAAGUGACUCUACUGGCAAAGGAAGGGUACCUGCUACACUCUCCAUACUGAUAGUCUAAAAGAUGCCUAAAAACUAAAGGAGGGAGGUGAUUUCAA